Melozone crissalis (California towhee) is the source of this 2312-nucleotide messenger RNA. RefSeq names its product ribosomal L1 domain containing 1 (gene RSL1D1). The record is from RefSeq and is a predicted model, not a curated record. NCBI's taxonomy places the organism in Eukaryota, Metazoa, Chordata, Aves, Passeriformes, Passerellidae. The transcript has 9 exons. The coding region runs from base 40 to 1380 and encodes 446 amino acids.
GCGCUGUCCCGGUGUCCCGGUGCCCGGAGCGGUAGCGCCAUGGCGAGCGGGAGGAGCCCGCUGGAUCGCGCCCAGGUGAAGAAGGCGGUGGAGGCUCUCUUGGCUUUCUCCCGAAGCAAGGCAAAGGGAGACGCGCUGCUCCUCAACGAGGGCGAGAGCGUUCAUCUCCUGGUGACGGUGUGGAAGGUCCCGCAGGCGGCAAAGCUCAUCAGAAUACCACUGCCCCAUGGCAUUCGACCAGAAACAGCUGAUGUUUGCCUGUUCACAAAGGAUGAACCAAACUUAUCAGCAGAACAGACUGAAAAUCUGUACAAGAAACUUUUACUCCGGAAUGGGAUCAGAAGUAUUAGCCGGAUCAUCUCCUACAAAACCCUCAAAAAGGAGUACAAAAUGUUUGAAGCCAAGCGGCGCCUCCUGAACAGUUUUGAUCUCUUUCUGUCUGAUGACCGAAUUAGAAGGCUUUUGCCCUCACAUCUGGGAAAACACUUCUAUGAAAAGAAAAAGGCACCUUUAUCUGUAAACCUGAAAGCCAAAGAUCUUGCCAAGGAACUGGAAAAACAUAUCCAAGGGACUACACUCCCAGUUAACAACAAAGGGUGCUGUUAUACAAUGCGCAUAGGUCGCACUGGGAUGAAAGUGGAUGAGAUACUUGAGAAUAUCAUUGCAGCAGCAAAAGUGAUUGGUGACAAGUUACCAAAGAAAUGGAAAAAUGUAAAAAUUCUUCACCUCAAAACACUUAAAUCAGUUGCACUCCCAAUAUUCACUGCGGAUAUCUCCAACCUGGAUGAGCUUGACAAACAGCCAUCCCUCAAGAAAAGUGAAGUAAAGAAGGUAAAACCCAAGAAAGUGAAGAAGACAGCUAAAAAACUGAAAUCAAGUCAAGUCACUGUGACAAAAGAAAGUAAAGCUGCUGGUGGUACUCAGGAGCCUGUGGUAAAAGAAAAGAUAGAAGUGGUCCAAGAACCAGGUGAUUGUGAUGACGAAGAAAUUCCACAACUGGUGCCUAUACAAACAACGAGCUCAGCUGACCUGAAGAAAAUGGGACCAAAUUCAGGAAAAGGUGACAAUUUGGGCAAGAAAACCAAAACACCCCUUGGUAAGAGAAAGAAAACAUCUCUAGUGGUGGAUACUCCAAAAUCAAAACCUGAGGUUACAGAAGAGAGUGCAAACUUGGAGACACCAUCAAAAGAGAAAAAAGCCAAGCAGGUCAGUAAGCCAAAGGAAGCAAUAAAAGAAAAAGACAUGAAAAAGGCUCCAAAAAAACCUGAAGCAAAGUCUUUUGCAACACCCAAAGCUGGCAAGUCACUACAGUCAGCCAGGAAAUCUUCAAAAGCACAGAAGCAGACACCCAGAAAGGUGCGCGUGCCACAGUCAGCAUGAACAUUGUCUGUUUAACGUAUUUUGUAUCAUCUUUUUCAGUAAACACAGUUAUUGAUGAAGUAAAAUACCUUCUUAGGAAAUCUGAUCCUAAGAGUUUUUUUUUCACCAAGGUCUGUAAUGAUUCAUCGUUUUCCUUCUAAUUUCCAAGCUGGUACAAAUAAACUCCCUGUCUUAAUGGUCCCAUCACCUUUUCUCUUUUGCUGGCCCAAACCAAAAACACUCAAAUUUUUCAGGUGUCAAAGGGAAGAGAGAGGUUUUGCUUUAACCAUAUAUAUUUUACAACAUCAAGCAAAAUCUUACCUUCAGUUUUGGGCUUUGUUUCUGCUACCAGAACAGUUGAGAGUAUUCUUGUAUGAUGGUCACAGAACUGUUGUUCUUCCAUCUGAAAGCCAAAGUCUGUGUGAAUUCCAGUUGUGCCAGCCAAGUGAACUUGUCCUGUUAGGGCAUGAAAAAUACAUACUUCAGGACUGAAAGGUGAUGUAUUUGAAAUUUUACACAACUGCUUAGUUGUUCUCUGUAUGAUAGCUUGUCUGUACUUUGCAGAGUGAGAAUAUGAGGCAGAUUUGUGUUGGAAAAUCCUAGUGGUAAAACCUCCAAAUAGGAAUAAGAGACAAGAUUAAUCAACAGGAAGUAACCAGCCUACUUUUUCUUUCAAAAAACUACCACAUCUCCUUUUUAUCCUCACAUCAAGAUAUUGGCUAGGAAGAAAAUGGGUGCUAAAUAAGAAUAUGAAAAUAUCCUCUUUGAUCUGUGGUGUCAACUUUUUUUGACGUUUUUGUAACUUUUCAACUAUUUUGUGAACCAAAAGCUGUGAUAGUAAUCCCAGUAAACCAAUAGCACUCACUGUCACUGGAAGAGUAGCAGCAGUAUAAUUUAAUGCACACUAUUUCCACUAAAAGGGGGAGGGUACCCAUUCUAUUAGGCUUGGUCAU